Zychaea mexicana is the source of this 1146-nucleotide messenger RNA. Its product is annotated as WD40-repeat-containing domain protein. Gene Ontology annotation, molecular function: protein binding. The annotation marks the transcript as partial. The transcript has 8 exons. The record is from RefSeq and is a predicted model, not a curated record. NCBI's taxonomy places the organism in Eukaryota, Fungi, Mucoromycota, Mucoromycetes, Mucorales, Lichtheimiaceae.
GAAACAGUCAACAGUCUGUCAAAGCAGUAUCCGGAUACGUUUUGGCGUUUCCAUGCCGACACUGAAUAUCCAAUGCUUGACAUAAUCAAUCAAGACCAUUCCUUGACCACCCUCAGCUACCAUAUAAGUGACCAAGCGGCCAUUGCUGGCAUGACACUUUCGCCAGAUGGCACGAUCCUUGCCACGUUCUCAAGCGUGGGCGCUGUCAAGCUCUGGGACGUCACAAACGAGUUUAAGAUGGUCCGACGACUCCGAGACAUGAGUGAAGAUAAUAUUGAAGAAUUCUAUUGUGGUCAAUUUGUUGAUAGUCAAGAGUUGUUGGUUGCAGGUGGUAAAUUGAAAGACAGGUUUCGAUGGUCGGCACAGGAUGAGGACAAUCAUAUCUUGCCCUGUCCCGUCAAGAUUUUCAAUAUUGAGACUGGUCAUCGGGUAUCUCAAUUGGAAGGACAUGCAGAAGAAAUCCUUUGUAUUAAAGCACUCACGUUUAAAGAAGAGCACUACUACAUCACGACAAGCCAGGACGGGUAUAUCAUCAAGUGGUGUAUGGAUAAUGAUUGGAUCACACUAAAGGAAUCAACACGAAUGGAGGAUGGGAUCACUUGCAUGGCAUUCACGGUUUCUUUUCUUCCAAACACGGGCAACAAGUUCUUUCUGGCAGCAUGUGAUGGUCAUUUGCGCCUCUAUGAUUUUGAAGACUCUUUGUUUGUUCGUUGGCUAGACGCCCCUGAGCAAGAGCAGGAACAAGAACAAGAAGCGUAUUCUAGCAACAAAAACGAAGAGCAGCAGCAGCAGCAGCAACAGCAACAUGCAUGGUUUAUUAGCCGUGGUGCUGAAAUGUGUGAUGUUGGUGAAGGCAUUUCCUCGAUUCCGAACACUUGCACAUUACACAAGUUAACAUACCCAAAUGUCCGCGGCGGUAAAUUUCAGUUGGAUCAAGUCAAGAAGUUUAGUCAUGAGGACUAUCAUGCAAAUUCAUGGUUGGUCAAGAUUACAUCAAACGGUCGAUAUCUUUUAGCACCCACCAUUUACGGACAAAUCUUCGUGUUCAAUAUGUCCAGUGGUCAGCUUACGGCAAUAUUGAAGGAGCACGAAGAUGGCAGUGUCAAGAUCUAUACAUACAAAAGCGAAAUGGAGGCGAUGCUUUAA